AUGGCCCCUUAUGAAGCAAUGUAUGGACAACCAUGUCGAUCGCCCAUCUAUUGGACCAAGGUUAGAGAAGACGCUCUGCUUGGAUCUGAGCUAGUUCGAGAAACUACUGAGAAGCUGUGCCGUGGGAUCAUUCGAGUUGGCAAGAAAGGGAAAUUAUCGCCUCGCUACAUUGGACCGUUCGAAAUCUUGGCGCAAAUUGGAGAAGUAGCAUAUCGCCUCGUUUUACCGCCAAAGUUCACAAUGUCUUCGACGUUUCUAUGCUACAGAAAUAUAUGGCCCAUUCCACCCAUAUGCUCGAUUGGGAGAAAGUCACUUUGGACAGGGAUACGAUCUUUGAAGAGCAACUGGAUAUUACCCUCCCUCCAAAAAAUCCAAAACCCAUUAUAUUGCCUUCUUUUUCCAAUUCUUGUUCCCAGGACACACACACACUCGGCAGAGAGAGAGAGAGAGAGAGAGAGCAGCGUGAGAGGAGAGAGGAGGCAGCCAUACCUCCGACCGGCCGUCCCCACCACCGGAGCAGCAUCACCUCCUGCCGCCAUCACCACCAACCGAGCCCACCUCCAGCCGAGCUCCAUCCGCCGAUCCUCCAACCGGCGCCGCUCGUCCUCUCACCAUCACCACCAAGCUCUCAUCAUCAUCACCACCACCACCGAUCAGCACCUCCCACCACCGAGCAACCCAUCACCAGCCGGCCAUCACUGCCACUGGAGCCAUCUCCACUGCCGUGCUCACCAUCACCACCGCCCGAGCUCCGAACCGCCGCCGUCUCUUUCCAAACCCCGUUUUGCCGGACAAAAGGUACCGAAGAUGGAACAGAAGUGUUCGUACGAUUCGAUCAAGUUCAACCCUAAUGAGGAAGAAGCUGAAAACCAUGGUUUCUGUACACAUAGUCGCUCUGAUUAAUUUAAGUCGACUUUAUUUUGGAAGCUUCUAAGUUUAUUUGGAAAUUGUAAUAUUUUGAUUUAUUUAAAACGAUUGUAAUAUAUUGACAUAUGCUUUUGAACUAGUGACGUAGUAAAUUUAUAAA
Messenger RNA from Rhododendron vialii, 1027 nucleotides. RefSeq lists its product as uncharacterized. NCBI's taxonomy places the organism in Eukaryota, Viridiplantae, Streptophyta, Magnoliopsida, Ericales, Ericaceae. Bases 1 to 903 code for a protein of 300 amino acids. The transcript is spliced from 4 exons. The record is from RefSeq and is a predicted model, not a curated record.